Messenger RNA from Oryctolagus cuniculus (rabbit), 2542 nucleotides. Lineage: Eukaryota; Metazoa; Chordata; Mammalia; Lagomorpha; Leporidae. The record is from RefSeq and is a predicted model, not a curated record.
CGAGCCCCAGCGGCAGGUGCAUCUGUCCACCUGCCGGUGUGCUGCUCACGGCGGGAGGGCCGAGCCCCAGCUGCAGGUGCAUCUGUCCACCUGCCGGUGUGCUGCUCACGGCGGGAGCCAGAAGACUGCUACGCGAAGCGCCCAUCCCUGCUGCAAAGGACACCCUGGCUCAGAAACCGCCGGAAAGCCGUUUCCAGAGGGGGUGCGGAGAGCCCAGGCGGGUGACUCACGUGGCCCCCUGACCACGGCAGCAGCUGGCGGAAAAGGUCUCUGGCCACACGGACCCCUCUGCACACUGAGCAGCCCCAGGGCUCUGUGGGAACCCCUCAGCAGCUGCAUUGCCGGCGUCGGCUGAGGGACAGAGAUUCAGGAUGGGGGGGCGCUGGCAGACUUCCCAAAAUCCACAGCAGCAAGGAACCCGGACGGGAGCACCGAGCUGCAAACCUGUGCUGCCCUGAGACACAGGGUCAGCAGCCAGCAGCCUCCGUGGGCCCAGAGGGUGGGCACGGCGCCGGUGGGAAUCCUGCUCAGACCCCGAACGCCAGCACACUUUUCCUGCUCGGCUGACUUCCGUCUGCCCCCCCCCCCCCCGUUCUCCCUUUGGGGAUGGGAGCUUGCUGCAGUCUGGAAGCCAAGAACGUGUUUUGCAGUUUCACAGGUCCGGAGGCCAAGUCCCCCCGCCCAGGGACGCCUGGAACCAAGGGCAGUACAAUCCCUGGGAGCAGUGCUGUGUUCAUACACACGUGUGCACCCAGACACCUACGCCUGCACACACACACGCGCAGCGAGCGCCUUCUCGUUGGCCAAGCACUUAGCAGGUGCCGGGGCUGUUGCAGUCUGAGGUGUGACAGCAAAACCAGCACCUUGGCUGACGUAGGCCACUGAGACCCAGGGAAGGCACAGUGGGGCUACAGCAGGGUUCUGCACCUGACUCAGUGAACUUCGACCACUUCCAGAUCCUGCGUGCCAUCGGGAAGGGCAGCUUUGGCAAGGUGUGCAUCGUGCAGAAGCGGGACUCGGAGAAGAUGUACGCCAUGAAGUACAUGAGCAAGCAGCAGUGCAUCGAACGCGACGAGGUCCGCAACGUCUUCCGGGAGCUGCAGAUCCUGCAGGGGCUGGAGCACGUCUUCCUGGUCAACCUCUGGUACUCCUUCCAGGACGAGGAGGACAUGUUCAUGGUGGUGGACCUGCUUCUGGGCGGGGACCUGCGCUACCACCUGCAGCAGAACGUGCAGUUCUCCGAGGACACCGUGAGGCUGUACAUCUGCGAGAUGGCGCUGGCCCUCGACUACCUGCGGAGCCAGCACAUCAUCCACAGGGACGUCAAACCCGACAACAUUCUGCUGGACGAGCAAGGACACGCCCACCUGACCGACUUCAACAUCGCCACCAUCGUGAAGGACGGGGAGAGGGCGACGGCGCUGGCUGGCACCAAGCCCUACAUGGCCCCAGAGAUCUUCACCUCCUUCGCCAGCGGGGGGACCGGCUACUCGUUCGAGGUGGACUGGUGGUCGGUGGGGGUGAUGGCCUACGAGCUGCUGCGAGGAUGGAGGCCCUACGACAUCCACUCGAGCAACGCCGUGGAGUCCCUGGUGCAGCUGUUCGGCACCGUGAGCGUGCAGUACGCGCCCUCCUGGUCCAAGGAGAUGGUGGCCCUGCUGCGAAAGCUCCUCACCGUGAACCCUGAGCACCGGUGCUCCAGCCUCCAGGACGUGCAGGCGGCACCCGCCCUGGCCGACGUGCCGUGGGCUGCCCUGAGCGAGAAGAAGGUGGAGCCAGGCUUCGUGCCCAACAAAGGCCGCCUGCACUGCGACCCCACCUUCGAGCUGGAGGAGAUGAUCCUGGAGUCGAGGCCCCUGCACAAGAAGAAGAAGCGGCUGGCCAAGAACAAGUCGCGGGACAACAGCAGGGACGGCUCCCAGUCGGAGAACGACUACCUGCAGGACUGCCUGGACGCGAUCCAGCAAGACUUCGUGAUCUUCAACAGGGAAAGGCUGAAGAGGAGCCAGGACCUCAUGAACGAGCCGCCCCCCAUCCCCGAGCCCGGGGCCGCGGUGGAGCCUGGGGCCGAUGGCGAGGUGGAGCCCUCCGCCCUGCCCAUGUGUGGCUCUCUCUGCCCCUCGGCCGGGAGCAGCUAGGCCAGAGGCGGCGCCAUGGGGGCAGCUGACUCGGACACUAUGGAGGCUCGGACCAGCCGUGGGAGGCGCAGCCCCAGAUGCCUGCAAGGAGCCCAGGCCACGUCUCGCACCCACAGUGCAGGGCGACACUGGCUCUGGGGGGGGCGUGGGUGCCUGCGCAGUGCCACCUGGGCCCCAGCCCCUCGCGGUGUGCAGGGAGCCACCUUGCCCCAGCUGCCCUCCGCCCGCGGCCUGGCGGGCCGGGAGCCCUGGGCCCUGAGACUCAGCGGGACGCUGCCCCGCCACCCGCACGUUCACUGGCCGGGGCCGGGGCCGAGGGAGGGAAGGGAAGGACGUUUUCUACUGAAGCCGAGUGCCGGGCGUCUGUAGUUCCCGCCGCAGACAUUACAGCGUGAGAACCAUCA